AUGGACGGCAGCACCUUGCCCGCAGUGGCAGAAGAGCUCCUGAGAGAGAUCAGAAAGGCUUUUCAGGAGACCUCGCAGGUCCCUGACGACCUGCUGCUGGGGCUGAAGUUCAUUUUUGGCCCAUCUGCAGUGCCAGCUCUGGAUUUGGUGGACCAGCGUUCUGUCACCCGGCUCAGGUCCCCCAGUGGAAGGAUUCUCUACCAGGUCCUUGGCAGCUCAGGCAAACUCUACACCUGCUACAGCUCCUGCCACUUCUGCACCUGCCCUGCCUUUGGCUUUUCUGUGCUGCAGAAGAGUGAGAGCCUUCUGUGCAAACACAUCCUGGCUGUGUACCUCAGCCAGGCCUUGGGAGCCUGCCAGGAGCUGCCUGUGUCUGAGGAGCAGCUCACAAACAUCCUCCUGGCUGAGGAAGAGGAUGAAGGAUGAAGGAGGAAGAAUUUGGAUCACUCCUGGAUGUGUAACUGACAUUUUCAAUAUCUGUAAGGCUGUCAAAUGCUCAUUGAGGCUGGCAGAUUUCUUCCUGUGCUGCAGCCAAGUGUGACAUUAAUUAGCAGCCUGGCACUGAUAAAUUAAUUAAUUAGGCCUGUGUUGACUUCAGUUUUAUUUAUUUAUGCUGUUUUUGGGAUUUCUGAAGAUGUUUGAGCUAAUCUGUAAUGAUUGUGAUGUGAGGAUGCAAACAGUCCUGCAGGUCUCAGUGGUGCACAGAUUAAAGAGCUGCUGUGGCUCUUUGCAGGUGGCAGCUCAGAGCAAUUUCUGAUUUUUCAGUGGCAAACCUGGUCCAGGGGGACCCCUCAACACCCUGAAACUCUGUGCCUCCACUGGAACAGGAUCUUUGGAAGCAUCAAUGUGGUUGCUGUGCUUUAAAUCAAACAUUUUCAGACACACUGAGCAGCUCAAGGCUGCUGCCCUGGGAGCCAGCUGGGAUUCCCUGUCCAUGCUCUGUGCUCCCUGAGGGCAGUGUGGCCUCUCCUGCUGCAUCAGCCACCAGAAACAAUGGGGCACAGGCUGAGCCAGGUGCUGUGGGUGGUAAAUGAAGCAUUUUGGAUGAAAAUAACAGUUCCUGCAAAUACAGAAUCUCAGCAAUAUGAGAACACUUCAUCCAUGUACAGCAGAGCAGGGACAGCUCAAUGGCCACAGCUGCACUGGCUACAAAAGUUCCUCUGCUGUUUUUCCUUCACAUUUUUAUGAGAAAUGAGCUUUUUAUUGAGGAGGGCAAGGGAGGUGUCCUAUUUUUAUUUUGCCUGGAAACAUGUUUGGCUCAGAUCCACAAAGGCACUUCCUGUGCCCAGGG
Melozone crissalis (California towhee) is the source of this 1291-nucleotide messenger RNA. It is a transcript of the gene ZSWIM7, whose product is annotated as zinc finger SWIM-type containing 7. NCBI's taxonomy places the organism in Eukaryota, Metazoa, Chordata, Aves, Passeriformes, Passerellidae. The record is from RefSeq and is a predicted model, not a curated record. Gene Ontology annotation, cellular component: Shu complex. The transcript has 5 exons. Gene Ontology annotation, biological process: double-strand break repair via homologous recombination. Gene Ontology annotation, molecular function: zinc ion binding. The coding region runs from base 1 to 426 and encodes 141 amino acids.